Hibiscus syriacus is the source of this 2770-nucleotide messenger RNA. Its product is annotated as protein FLX-like 3. Lineage: Eukaryota; Viridiplantae; Streptophyta; Magnoliopsida; Malvales; Malvaceae. The coding region runs from base 107 to 934 and encodes 275 amino acids. The transcript has 5 exons. The record is from RefSeq and is a predicted model, not a curated record.
GUUAUUUUUUUUUUCUUAAUUCACUGUUUGGUUGUGCAGGCAAAGCAUAUUUGAAUCAAAGAGAAGAAGUGAGAUCCCCCACUCAAUUUGCUCAAAAUAAUUUAAAAUGGCUGGCAGACACCGCAUUCCUCGUGAGGCCUUCAAUGACUUGCGGGGAUUUCCUCCUGAAAGACCUUUCCACCGUGGUCCUCCUCUGCCACAGCGACCUCCUCAUCCUGCGUUAUUGGAGGAAGAACUUGAGAUGCAACAUUCUGAAAUUCGGAGGCUUUUGAGUGAUAACGGCAGGCUGGCAGAAGAUCGAAUGGCUAUACAACAAGAGCUUGGUGCUGCGAAAGAUGAAAUUCACCGCUUGAAUCUUGUCAUUGGUGACAUUCGUGCUGAGCAAGAGCUGCACUCGAGGGCACUUAUUGACAGAGGCUUGAUGCUGGAGGCAGAUCUCCGUGCAACUGAGCCACUGAAGAAGGAGGCUGUGAAACUCCGUGCAGAAGUUAAAAAACUGAAUAAUCUUAAGCAGGAACUAACUGGUCAAGUUCAGACUCUCAAGCAAGAUGUGGCCAGGCUGCAAGCAGAUAAUCAACAGAUGUCUGUUCUAAGAGCAGAAAUUGAUGGCCUGCACCAGGAAUUGAUGCGUGCAAGGAAUGCCAUUGAUUAUGAAAAGAAGGCAAAUAGUGAGCUGAUGGAGCAGAGACAAGCAAUGGAGAAGAACAUGGUCUCCAUGGCACGUGAAGUUGAAAAGCUACGUGCAGAACUUUCCAUUGUGGAUGGAAGACCUUGGGCUGCUGGUGGACCAUAUGGAAUGAAAUUCAACAGUUCAGAAGGGGCUUUUCCUGCAUCAUAUGAAGGAUAUGGAGCUCAUCUGGCUGCUGCUGAUAAGGGUCCUUUUCAUGGUCCUCGUCCUGGGACUUGGGAGAAGCCUCGCACUACACGCCGCUAGCAGAGUUUUGCUUAACGGAAGAAAUGCGAAAUUGUUGCUUCAUUUUGGAAGUGCAAAAUAUUGGACAAUGUGGAGUUCGUCCUCUAUAUUUGCCUGCCAAAUCAGUAAUUUUUAUCCAAUACAUUGUUAGCCAUGUUAAGCUUCUUAUAUAAGAUUUGGUGUUGCUUUCUUUUCAUUGGUAGUGGAAGUGGUACUCCUUAUAUGCACGAAACCGUAAAAUGAUAAUUUUAACUUCUGUUGGGUCAAAAUUUCAUCAUCAUUUUUUAUUGUUGUUUGUUUUAUUUUAUUAACUGUGCUGCUUGAAUAUAACUAAUGCUACUUUAGGUAUAAAUUCUGCCCCCCUAAAUAAGGUAGUUAAUCUUGGGUCCAUUUGAAGUUUACAGCCCAUGAAUGAAGCUUGUGGUUACUACCUAGUACCUACAUGUUAAUAUACAUCUACCCUACCCUUUUGACCUGUUCAGCAAAAUUCCUGGAACCAUCUGUCUUAGAUAGUAGAUCAUAGAAGGCUGCAAUGAUGUUCUGUCUUGCUGCAGAGAGAUAAUGUAGCUAAUGCUACUUUAGGUAGAAAUGUUGCCCCCUAAAUAAGGUAGUUAAUCUGGGGUCAAUUUGAAGUUUACGACCCAUGAAUGAAGCUUUUGGUUAUUACCUACAUGUUAAUAUACAUGUUACUUUUUUUACCUAUUCGGCAAAAUUCCUGGAACCAUCUGUCUUUGAUAGAUCAUAGAAGGCUGCAAUUGCUUGUUGCAGAAAGGUAAUGUAGCAUCCAAUCGUACACAAACUGUAUGUCUUAGUCUUGUAAAUUAUUUUAUUUACUAGGUUGUCUCAUGAAACACUUGAAUUGUAGUGUUUUUGUUAGAGGGCACUUUUUUCUUGAAAAUUGGAAGUUAUAAUUUGGUGAAUAUCAUUGGAGGGGAAUGUGUUAAUCUUGAGUGUAUCAUUUUCUAUCUGAAAUAAAUGGGAUGUUAUUUGCAUGUUAUAAUUUGGUUCUGGAUAUAUGCAUUUCGAGUAUUUGACCUGGGAGCAGAAGUCUGUGGGUGGAUAUGGUUCAACUAGCUUCGAGCGGCCACUUAGCUUCGAGUGGUCACUUUAUGGACAUUGUUGGGAGUUGAAUCAAAUUUCGAAUGCAUGCUAUUCCUUCAAAGUUGUGCAGUUUUGGCCUGUAAUUCAGGGUGUUAUAAGUUGGAGUUUUGUCAGGAAAAGAAAUGUGUGAAUGAAUUCUUCUCUCAAAUGAUAUAGAAAUUCAAUUGGAUAAUGAGAAUGGCCUCAUGCACUAGAAGCAUACUGUUUAAAGCAUUCAGGAGCUGCCCUUUUAUGUGCUUUUAUUAGCUCUUAUUUCUUGAUUUCUGCUGUUGUGGCGUAUGAUGUAUGGUUGCUGCGAAAUUAGAGAACGUGCUGUGCUUUUAGGUAUUUGGUGCUCUUCUUGCUAGCAACACUUAAGAGGAGAACCAUUUGUCUUAAAUUUACUGGAAGUUCCCUUUCGCAUCCACUGACAUAGGGUGGUGUUCGUGUUUGAAGCUUGGAGGUCAAAUGUUUUAGAGAAUAAUAUAAAAUGGUAUGGUGUGCACGCGAAUGAGGACCUAUUUAGAUAUCUUUCUUGGAAUUUGGUUCCUAUGUUAUUAUUCCAUUUUGGAAUAUAUUACUUGGAAAACAGAUGAAAGAGUAUUUAUUUCCAUAUAUUCUUGUGGUCUGUUGAGAAUAUGCUGAAGAGCUAGACCAUAAUUGGUUUUGACUUCUCUUGGAUUUUGGCUUGAGGUAUCUGGGAUGAAGUAUUUAUCUUGACAUUGAUUGUAGAAGUUGGUAGAACUACUUAUAAUUUCCUAUGAAGAUAGAAGUUUU